This is a messenger RNA of Aphanomyces astaci, 1773 nucleotides long. RefSeq lists its product as hypothetical. The record is from RefSeq and is a predicted model, not a curated record. Bases 1 to 1773 code for a protein of 590 amino acids. NCBI's taxonomy places the organism in Eukaryota, Oomycota, Saprolegniomycetes, Saprolegniales, Verrucalvaceae. The transcript has 8 exons.
AUGCAAAUCCCCGGUGACAAACAUGCGUUGGACUUUCGAAUGAAAGCACCAACCUUCAAGAAGAUGGUUCACCGCGUCCUGGAUCUCGUCGAGCCUGUCUUGUACCAGCACUACGUCAAGCCACUGCCAAUGACCGACCAAGUGCGCAAAGGACACGUGUUCAGCAACUUCCCUUCGGCAUUGUAUUGCACCGACGUAAAGUUCCAGCCAUCCUACCGCCCAACUGGUCGCUUCGACGAGGCCAAAUACUACUUCUGUGGAAAGCAUAAGGUAUAUGGCCUCAAGCUCGAGUGCUCCGUUGCUUACCCUGGCGUUGCUGUGGCUUUGUCAGACCAUUGCCCUGACUCCGUUUCCUACGUCACAAUGUUCUUUCAACGCAGCGAGAUUCAUCUGUCCAUGCCCAUGAAGUCACCGACCGAGCUGGACAUGCCCAACAACGACGAGGGGCGUCAAUUUCGAUCCGUCCAGCCGAAGCGCCGACCGCAAGGGGGAUUUCUUACGCCGCGUGAACUCGAGCGCAACGGCAGGGUGUCCUCUGAUCGUGUCCUGGUGGAGAAUUACUUUGGGCACCCGUGCAGUCUCUGGAAGAUUAUGGCCACCACCUACAAGUGGAACGAGUCCAAGUUUGAUCGAGUAUCGCGUAUUUGCUGUGCUUUGACCAAUGCGAACGUGUCGUGGACGCCCCUGUGUGGGAAGGAUGGAAGAGGAGCCGCAAUCAAGUGCAAUACCGAGCUCGACGCGCGAGACGACUUGAAGCAGUUUCGCAUCAAAUCGACCGGCGCUGGUCAAGUGGCAGAGUGGGCCGUAUGGCUUGGCAAGGCGUUUGAAGAGGAGCCUCAAGACCUGGAAGUGCUCAAGAAGCGUUUGAAGACGGCGAUCCAGUUCGACACGACAAUCCUGAACCCCGCCUCGCGCAUUGGCAAGAUGCUUGACAACCUGAUGCGAGACUUGGAGCGCGACGACCAAGCGCGAUCAAACCGCUUGGCCUCCAGAAGUCUGUUCAACGCCAGCUGGUCCUCCAACUCAACAAGCCACGAGAAGACUUCGGCACCGCCUGCGACAGCAGUCGCAGCGCCAUCGGUGCCCUCCAAGCCUCGACGAUCGGAAGGCAGCAGUGGCAGCAGCAGUGGACCUCCCCGGCGCGCCCCAGCUCCCGGGCAAGACAGCGCGAAAUACGACCGCAAGAAGGCAACCUGUGGCGAAUCUGAGCAUGGGCAAGUGGGAGAGCGUGCGCAACAAGAAGGUGACCAAGCUUCAAGGCAGCGCAAACAAUCCCUCGGCCGCGAAGCCAAGAUAGAAGGCAUCGUGUCCGUCACGACGACCCUCCUCGACACCGGCUCCGACGUUACCUUGGUGACAGCCGACCUCAUGAAGUCCCUGGAGCGAGCCGGCGUGGAAGUCAAGGUGAUUUCGCCGGAGCCAUCCGUGAUCCAGCCGAAUGGGUCAAGCACCUGUCCUCAAGGUCGACCGCCAAGUGUAAUUCAAGUUGGUCACCCUCGACACAACCUGUGGACCUUUGGCCUUGCGUGGACUCAAGGCCUGGGUGGACUCUUUCUCAAACGAGGCAAAGCUCCUGACCAGCCGGAUGAGUUGCUCAGCCACUCCUUUGUCAAGCAAGAAGUCUGGGAUGUCAGCAACGUGGACAAGUGGCCGCCUCAAGCGACGAGUGCGGUGAUGACGGCAUGCACUGUGCCACCCCCAACAUCCAAGUCCCAUAUGCUAAAGACACAGAAAGCGAGCGAAACAGGCGGUGAGCGGUGGUUGAAGCGGUGA